Messenger RNA from Owenia fusiformis, 1246 nucleotides. Lineage: Eukaryota; Metazoa; Annelida; Polychaeta; Sabellida; Oweniidae. The record is from the annotation of a GenBank genome assembly.
AUGAAUGUUCUUAACAAAGACGAACACGCUGCAUCAAUGCGUGCCCUAAAACGAGGAACAACAAAUAACGUAGAUAUGCUGUUUCCAAGUGGGACAGAUGUACGUGUAGAUACUGCAAAAUUGAUUCAUGCAGAAGUAAAGGCUGCAGCUAAUUAUGGCUAUACUGCAUUAAUGAGAGCAAUUUUGAAUAAUGCAACUGGAUUUGUGGAAAUGUUGAUUGCCAGUGGGGCAUAUGUAAAUAAUACAGAUGAUUGCGGGACGACUGCAUUAAUGUAUGCCGUUAAAGUUAACAGUGUUGAGUAUGUAGGGAAAGUGAUUGCCGCCGGAGCAAACUUAAAUGCUUCAGACACAGCUGGGAAGACUGCUUUGAUGUUUGCAGUUGAUCUUGAUUCAAAUGAAUGCGUGGAAAUACUAAUUGCCAGCGGGGCAGACGUAAAUGCUGCAGACAAACAUGAAGGAACUGCAUUAAAGUAUGCAAUUGCCAGGAAUUUCGCUAAAUGUGUUGAAUCGUUGAUUGCAGGUGGGGUGGAUGUUAAUACUGCUGACAAAAAUGGGGAAACUGCGUUGAUGUUUGCAACAGAAAAUUAUUCAAUUGAGUGUGUAGAAAUGUUAAUUGCCAGUGGGGCAGAUGUAAAUACAGCCGACAAACAGGGAUGGACUGCAUUGAUGUUUGCAAUUUGGAUGGAAUUUACUGAGUGUGUUGAAAUGCUGAUUGCAAGUGGAGCAUAUUUAAAUACAACAAUCGUAAAUGGAAAGACUGCUUUAAUGUUUGUAAUUGAGCUUGGUUCAAUUGACAUGAUUGACUAUGUGGAAAUGUUGAUCGCUAAUGGGGCAGAUGUAAAUACAGCAGACAAACAUGGAUGGACUGCAUUGAUGUAUGCAAUUUGGAUGGAGUUUACUGAGUGUGUUGAAAUACUGAUUGCCAAUGGGGCGGAUGUAAACACAGCAGCCGAAAGUGGUAAAACUGCGAUAAUGUUUGCAAAUGAGUUUGGUUCAAGUGAUUGUGUGGAAAUUCUGAUUGCCUUUGGGGCAGAUGUAAACGGAUGUGACAAACAUGGUUCAGUCUAAACAACAAGGAGGUGAAUACGAUUUUCGUGGGCGGGGCAAUACGAUUUUUUUCAAUAUCAAAAAUAUUCCCGGGUGUUAUUAACCGGGAAGUAGUAGUACUAUGGGAUAAAGUAAAAAGGACAAUGAUAACAUGUAUGAUGUGGCCCCUGGAGAAAACAAUUGACACGUAGGGAGACAG